AUGACACAACAGAGCGUUCAGGCGCCGGCGCGCGUCGACGAAGAAACGCCGUUGCUCGGCCCCGAAACCGGCGACGGCGCGAUACGACCCGAUGUUAAUGGCAGCAGCAGCGACGACGACAGCCCGGCCAAGGACGACGAUGUCGUCGGCAGCUCAGAAGACGCGCCACGCCGGCCCACCAGCUGGUACGUGGUGCGCGCGGUCUGGACGCUGCUGGCGGCGCUGGUCCUGUUUGUCUUCAUCAAGGGCUGGAUCGACGCCGGCGGCGACGUCGACUUUGACCUCAAGGACGCGCUCAAAAAGGCACUGGGAAGCGGCGUCAGCGGCGCGGCGGCCAUGGUGCUGCAGGUGCUGCUGCUGAUGCCGCUGCGGACGAUCAUGAACUACCAGUACCGCUUUGGGCACUCGUUUAGCGAGGCCACGGCCAUUCUGUACCGCGAGCGCGGCGUCGGCCGCUACUACGACGGCCUGGGGGCGGCGCUCGUGCAGGGCCCCAUCUCGCGCUUCGGCGACACGGCCGCCAACGCCGGCAUCCUGGCGCUGCUGCACUCCAACUCGUACCUCAAGGACCUGCCCUCGCUGGUCCAGACCGUCUUUGUGUCGCUGUGCGCCGCCGCCUUUCGCAUUGUCCUCACGCCCAUCGACACGGUCAAGACCACCCUCCAGGCGCAGGGCCCGCGCGGCACCGCCCUCUUGCGCCAGCGCAUCAAGACCAACGGCCUCGGCAGCCUCUGGUGGGGUGCGCUGGCGACGGCCGCGGCCACGUUUGCCGGCAACUACCCGUGGUUCGCCACGUACAACCUGCUGACCGCCUGGAUCCCCGAGCCCGCGCGGCACCCGCUGGCCGUCUGGCUGCUGCGGCUGGCCGUCAUCGGCUUUGUGGCCUCGGCCGUGUCCGACACUGUGUCCAACUCGCUGCGCGUCGUCAAGACGUACCGCCAGGUCAACGACACCAAGGUGUCGUACCUGGAGGCGGCGGCGCUGGUGGUGCAGGCGGACGGGCUGAUCGGCCUGUUUGGCCGCGGGCUCAAGACGCGCAUUCUCUGCAACGGUCUGCAGGGCCUCUUGUUUUCCAUUCUGUGGAAGCUGUUUUUGGACCUGUGGGACAAGAAGACUGGGUUGUAG
Sporothrix brasiliensis 5110 is the source of this 1125-nucleotide messenger RNA. Its product is annotated as mitochondrial carrier protein. The transcript has 2 exons. Bases 1 to 1125 code for a protein of 374 amino acids. The record is from RefSeq and is a predicted model, not a curated record. Lineage: Eukaryota; Fungi; Ascomycota; Sordariomycetes; Ophiostomatales; Ophiostomataceae.